UCUUCUUUUCUCCCUCCUUUUUCUAACUCUUUUCUAACUUCUGACUUUGUCUCUCUCCUUCCUCCGUGAAAAGUUAAAGACCAACAGCGCCGAUAGCAUCCCCCUUUACCAUCAUCACUAGGGCCUUUGCCCACUGUAAGUGUGGACCUCUGUGUAAACGUGAGAGCAUCAUGGUGGCAUUCAAAGGAGUUUGGACUCAGCCUUUCUGGAAAGCUGUGGCAGCUGAGUUUUUGGCAAUGCUUAUUUUUGUACUCCUCAGUUUGGGUUCCACCAUCAACUGGGGUGGAACAGAGAAGCCUUUACCAGUAGACAUGGUCCUUAUCUCCCUCUGUUUUGGACUCAGCAUUGCAACCAUGGUCCAGUGCUUUGGACACAUUAGUGGAGGCCAUAUCAAUCCUGCUGUGACUGUGGCUAUGGUCUGCACAAGGAAGAUCAGCCUUGCUAAAUCUGUCUUCUACAUUGCUGCUCAAUGCCUAGGUGCUAUCAUCGGGGCAGGGAUCCUCUACCUUGUCACACCUCCCAGUGUGGUGGGAGGCUUAGGAGUUACCACGGUCCAUGGAAAUCUCACAGCUGGUCAUGGGCUCCUAGUGGAGUUGAUAAUCACAUUUCAGUUGGUGUUUACUAUCUUUGCCAGCUGUGAUUCAAAGCGAACUGAUGUCACUGGUUCAAUACCUUUAGCAAUUGGAUUUUCCGUUGCAAUUGGACAUUUAUUUGCUAUCAAUUACACUGGUGCCAGCAUGAACCCUGCCCGAUCUUUUGGACCUGCUGUUAUCAUGGGAAACUGGGAAAAUCACUGGAUCUACUGGGUAGGACCAAUCAUUGGAGCCGUCCUUGCUGGUGGUCUUUAUGAAUAUGUCUUCUGUCCUGAUAUAGAACUUAAACGCCGUUUGAAGGAGGCCUUCAGUAAGACUUCUCAGCAAACUAAAGGGACCUACAUGGAGGUGGAUGACAACAGAAGUCAGGUAGAAACCGACGAUUUGAUCCUGAAACCUGGAUUAGUGCAUACAAUUGAUGUUGAGAGGGGGGAUGAAAAGAAGGGGAAAGAAUCAUCCAAUGAAGUGUUGUCUUCAGUAUGACUAUCACGUGGCACUGAAAGCAGAGAAGACCCCGCAGAUUUCCUUCCACCCAUUAAAGAAACAGAUUUAUUAUAAAUCAGGCACAUGCAGGUCUUCUAGUUUUUGAAGGAGGAAGCAAUUUAUCAGCUCCUUUAUGUCAGAGUCCUUAGUCUCUAAAUGUUAAAUCCCUCCUUCUCUCUGCCAAGAUGGGAAGUAGACCUGCAGUGGAUUCCAAAUUCUAAAAGGUAUACUCCCAAACUGAAUAUACAUAAAUGUUUAUUUCUGUCCUCAUUUAUUAGCAGUCAAUAGUGAACUAAAAGUACCUAUGUUUAAAGUGCAGAUUGACAGUUGAGACUUGCCUGAGAAGUGCCUAUGGACAUGUAUUUAUCAAAUUGUUCUUCUGACACGUGAUGGGCUGUUGUCACCCCCAAUUAGGCUGUUUUACUACAUGAAACGGUCUUUGCAGAUUUAUCAGUGGUAAUGUACAAUAAGGCACAGAUUCAAAUUCAAGGGAGGAAUUACUUAUGUUCUCCCACCUGCACCCCAUCCAUGUCACCAGGCAAUCACUUUAAAAAAAAACUGUAAGCCUGCAAAAUAAUAGUUUAAUAGGGGCUUUAAAAAGUAGAUGAGUCAUUGCAAAUAGUUCUUAUUAAACUGAUAUUACACAUAUCUAUCUUUUACAAAGCAAAUGUCACCCCCCUCUGAUAUAAUAGUCCAUCUAAAAAGUCCAAGGUUGAGACAUUCUCAAAUACUAUAUAUGUAUGUUGUUUUCUAUGUCCAUCUGAUCAAACAUCUAAGUCUUGAGGUUCAUCUAUUGAAAUUUAGUCCCACCAGGAGUCCCAGGCUCAUAUGGGAAUCAGUAUGUUCCCAUGUUACAACCUAAUAAUAUAAGAUCAAGGAAAUGUGGAUUCUGGUAUCAAAGGAAACAAAGGUUAAUCUGUUUUCAGUGCAUUUAACUUAAAUAAACCAUGGUGUGUUCAUUUAUGUCAUCUCAAUUUUAACCAUACUUAUCUUUUUAAUUUAUUGGAAAAAUCUGGGGUUUUUGUUUGUCACUAACUUUGGUUAGCUAUAUUUAACCAUUCGAUAAGAGAUAUUUUUGAUAACAGAAACAUUCUAUUAAUUCUGACUAUUAUUGCUAGAUAAACUCUGCUUACCUAAGCCAUGUCCGUGGCAAAAACACUAAUUGAUCCGGACUUCUCUUGUUAAAGAGUUCUACUCAGUCUCAAUGAUAAGAAAGUCCCUCUCAUUUCUCAUUCUCAAUUGGUGAAUAAUAGCUAUUACAAAUGUGAUGUCUUGUACUGGGUAAGGGAAAUUGAGAAAGAAGAGGCUUCAGGAAGUAAAAUGGGACCAGAUGAAAAGGAAAACAUCCGAAUGUUCUGCAUACAAUGAUGAUUAGAAGACCUAACUUUCAUUUUUAGAAGUGUCGUGGAUAACCCAACAGAAGUAAAUGUAAUGGAUUUUUAUUACGGACUCAUUUCUUUGUUUUAAGGAUGCACAGAAAUAGUUUCUAUUUGUUUUGCUUUUGCCUUAUGUCAAUACUGAGUUCUCUGGAAACCCCAGUUCAUACAGUUUUAACUGUAUAGGCUUUAGUCUAAAACAAAGAGCUGCUAAUGUCAAUUUCAGUGAACAAAACCCAGUAGAAGUGAAGCAAAAACUCAUCACUGCAAGGGGUAGCUUGUAAAUAGCUGAUAACCAAGAGCUCCCCUCUCCCAAGCACAGCUCCAACUGAGAAGUACUUUUUAGCGUUAAUGGCAGCUGUGUGUCUGUGGCAGUGAGAUAAUGGACCAUUAUUAAACCUGAUUCUCUUCGGUGCUAGGGAAGCCGCGAGGCUGCCUGAGAAAGGUAAAGCCAAUGCAGCCGUCUGGGUAGUGCCAGUGGCAUUUGGUGAUGGUGCCUGCCUAGGUUCUAGGCACCAUCCAAGGGUAGAGCGCUACUUGGCCAAUAAUUCACUUCUCCAGCUCCAAGUUUCUUGCUUGGCACUGGUUUCUAUAGAGCCGAGUGUGAAAGUCACCUGAGGGCUGUGUUUGGCUGCUAGGCCAAAUGUAUGAAUACUACACCGUCAAAGGGGCUUAACAUCAGUGGUUGUGUUUUCCUAGUGUAGGCCGAGCUAUCAAUUAUCAGUAGAUAAGUCAGUUUAGAGAUAAACUAAGUUAACCAGCCAGAGUUAACAGAUUCCCUGUCCCCUUUCACCAUAAAAAAAAAACUUUAUAUCAUAAUGACUUUCCUGAUGGCAAUCAUGUUUAGCAAUAUUCUUCCACAUUAUGUUUGUAUACACUCUUCUGUGUGCAUGAGAUACAACUAUGCUACUUCAUUCAUCAAAUCAGAGAAGAAAAAAAAUGGUGCGUGAUUUUGGUUUUCAAAACAUUUCAUUUGAGGUUUGGAAACAAAAAUAACUUUGUUUUAAUAGAUGUGUUUUGCUCAAUAUUUCAUAAAAGCAUGCUUUUAAGGGACUUACUAAGGAAAAAUAUUACAAAUGUAAGAACUAUAAAAUGUCUUUCUUAAAUUCUAGUAUUUUAGAGACAUGAAGCAAAUGAAUACAUAAGUUGUGAGUUCGGAUAUAAUUUUUCUUUUUGCAUAUGAGGUAACAUAUUUUGUAUUUCACUCAAGGCUCUGCCAGUAAAAAGUAAUGAAAUUGUACCUUUCUAAUGACAUCUCUGCAGCAGGGGUCUAUUGCCUUGUGGAUGACACCAAAUUAUCCAUGUGUAUUAGGAGACUGAGGCUUUUUCCUUUAAUCUCUUUUUAUUAAUGAAGUGCAUAGUGCCUGUCCCAGGAGAGCACUACUGACUGAUGUACAGAAGAGAGAUCAGAGAGGAAAAAA
Phascolarctos cinereus (koala) is the source of this 3873-nucleotide messenger RNA. It is a transcript of the gene AQP4, whose product is annotated as aquaporin 4. Gene Ontology annotation, cellular component: plasma membrane; basolateral plasma membrane. NCBI's taxonomy places the organism in Eukaryota, Metazoa, Chordata, Mammalia, Diprotodontia, Phascolarctidae. Gene Ontology annotation, molecular function: water channel activity. The record is from RefSeq and is a predicted model, not a curated record. Gene Ontology annotation, biological process: water transport; transmembrane transport.